CCACCGCAAGCAUGUGCUGACGCGCCGCGCCACCCCCCUCCGCUCCGCGCGCGGUUAAAUUGCUCGCCUUCCUCCUGCUCCUGCUCCUCCCGCGCUUUGACAGCACAACGUCCGACGGGGUAUGGGUUCCAGCCUCAAGUACCGCGCCGGGCUCGUCCUCAUCGGCGCCGUCGUGCUCAUAUGGGUCACCUCCGCAGAGGUCACGCAGGAGAUAUUCGCGGACUACAAGCAACCAUUCGCGAUCACUUACUUGGGGGCCUCCCUUAUGGUCAUUUACAUUCCCUUGGCGUUUCUAAAGGAUUUUAUAUACAAAUUGCUGAGAAGGCAUUCUGGAAGCAGCAGAGCAUCGAAGGUCGCGACCAAAUCUUCCUUUGGCGGUAGCGCUCCUCUGAAGAGUGGUGAAUUUGAGAAGAUGCUGGAAAUGGAACCGCAGAAGACCGUGGUGAUAGAUUUUACUGAUGUGGACCUCCCUGUGCUAGAAGAGGCAAAACCGCUUAUUUGUGGAAUCGGUGAAUUUGGUGAUGAUGCCUUGAAGGAGCAACAGCUUUCCACCAAGGAGAUUGCAAUUUAUGGAUUAUAUCUAUGCCCCAUUUGGUUUGUCACAGAGUAUUUGUCAAAUGCAGCCCUUGCUAGAACAAGUGUUGCCAGUACUACUGUACUAUCUUCAACUUCGGGACUCUUCACACUUUUCAUUAGUGUGCUCCUUGGCCAAGAUUCCAUUAAUGCUGCCAAAGUUAUUGCUGUUUUUGUUAGCAUGGCUGGUGUAGCAAUGACAACUAUGGGCCAGACUUGGGCAACAGAUGAAUCUGAAGUAAGCAAUGCAGGGGCCACACAGAGGACUCUUCUAGGUGAUAUGUUUGGUCUUCUGUCAGCUGUGUCAUAUGGUCUCUUCACUGUGCUUCUCAAAAAGUUUGCUGGAGGGGAAGGAUCAGAAAAGGUUGAUGUCCAAAAACUGUUCGGUUUUCUCGGACUUUUCACUCUUUGUCUUCUCUGGUGGCUUGUCUGGCCAUUAACUGCACUAGGCAUUGAGCCAAAGUUUACAAUGCCCCACUCAGCUAAAGUGGAUGAAGUUGUUCUGGCAAAUGGCCUUAUUGGGAGUGUGCUAUCAGACUAUUUCUGGGCUCUAUCUGUUGUUUGGACUAAUCCCUUGGUGGCCACCUUAGGCAUGUCACUCACAAUUCCACUAGCGAUGGUUGCUGACAUGGUCAUCCAUGGUCGACAUUAUUCAGCAGUCUACAUUAUUGGUUCUCUACAGGUAUUCUCUGGCUUUGUCAUUGCCAAUCUUGCCGAUCGCUUUUCACGUUUUCUGGGUCUAUAGUCAUGAAACCUACAAGGUUGUACCGGAGUGUACAUCUGUAAGGUUAGAUCGAUUAGCUAUGAAGUGUACAUUCGGAAAUCUGGGUUGGUUAGUCAAAGACAACCAUGGCCUUAUGUUCAGAAGGAUUGGGGAACGAGCACUGCAGCUCUGUUUUUCUUCAACCUAUGGCUCUCUCUACACACAGAAAUGGAGGAUUUUGUUCUGAUGAAAUAGAAUACAGUAAAAGUAGGAGCGAAGGCACAUUAUGCUGUAGCAAACCAUUGCGAUGUAAAUUAUCUAGUAGCUUGCUGCACAAUGCUUUAUCAACGUAUACUGUAUAGCGCUGUUAUUCUCAGCAGCAUCAGUCUUCAAUGCGUUAUUUUUGCAAGAUGAAUUGCAUACUUAUGAUGAA
Molecule: messenger RNA, 1709 nt
Organism: Lolium rigidum
Lineage: Eukaryota; Viridiplantae; Streptophyta; Magnoliopsida; Poales; Poaceae
Exons: 8
Coding region: 122-1318 (398 amino acids)
Biological process (GO): regulation of peptide transport
Cellular component (GO): membrane
Source: RefSeq, a predicted model, not a curated record